AUCUUAAAUUGCGGAUUUUGGAAAGCUAAAAUCUUGAAAUCGGCCAAAAUCUUCAAUUCAGGAUUUUGGAAAGCUAAAUUCUUGAAAUCGGCCAAAAUCUUCAAUUCAGGAUUCUGGAAAGCUAAAAUCUUCAAAUCGGUCAAAAUCUUGAAUUGAGGAUUUUGGAAAUAUAAAAUCUUGAAAUCGGGCAAAAUCUUGAAUUCAGGAUUUUGGAAAGCUACAAUCUUGAAAUCGGCCAAAGUCUUGAAUUCAGGAUUUUGGAAAGGUAACAUAUUCAAAUGGGCCAAAAUCUCAAAUUCAGGAUUUUGGAAAGCUAAGAUCUUGAAAUCGUCCAAAAUCUUGAAUUCAGGAUUUUGGAAUUCUUAAAUAUUGAUAUCGGUCAAAAUCUCGAAAUCGGCCAAAACCGUGAAUUCACGAUUUUGGAAAAGUAAAAUCUUGAAUUCAGGAUUUUGGAAAACUACAAUCUUGAAAACGUCCGAAAUCUUGAAUUCAGGAUUUUGGAAAGCUAAAAUUUUUUAAUCGGCCAACAUCUUGAAUUAAGGAUUUUGGAAAGCUAAAAUUUUUUCAUCGGCCAAAAUCUUGAAUUCAGGAUUUUGGAAAGCUAAAAUCUUGAAAUCGGCCAAUAUCUUGAAUUCAGGAUUUUCGAAAGCUAAAAUCUUGAAAUCGGUUAAAAUCUUGAAUUGAGGAAUUUUAAAAAACUGAAAUCUUAAAAUCGGUCAAAAGCAUGAAUUCAGGAUUUUGGAAAGCAAAAAUCUUUAAAUCGGCCAGAAUCGUGAAUUCAGGAUUUUGGAAAGUUAAAAUCUUGAAAUCGGCGUAAAUCUUGAAUUCAGGAUUUUGGAAAGUUUAAAUCAUGAAAUCGGGCAAAAUCUUGAAUUCAGGAUUCUGGAAAGCUAAAAUCUUGAAAUCGGCGUAAAUCUUGAAUUCAGGAUUUUGGAAAGUUCAAAUCAUGAAAUCGGGCAAAAUCUUGAAUUCAGGAUUCUGGAAAGCUAAAAUCUUGAAAUCGGCGUAAAUCUUGAAUUCAGGAUUUUGGAAAGUUCAAAUCAUGAAAUCGGGCAAAAUCUUGAAUUCGGGAUUUUGGAAAGCUAAAAUCUUAUAAUGGGCCAAAUUCUUAAAUUCAGGAUUUUGGAACGCUAAAAUCUUGAGAUCGGCAAAAUUUUGAAUUUAGGAUUUUGGAAAGCUAAAAUAUUGAAAUCAGCCAAUAUCUUCAAUUCAGGAUUUUGGAAAGCUAAAAUCUUAUCAUCCGCCAAAAUCUUGAAUUCAGGAUUUUGGAAAGGUAAAAUCUUGAGAUCGGCAAAAUCUUGAAUGCAGGAUUUUUGAAAGCUAAAAUCUUGAAAUCGGCAUAAUCUUGAAUUCAGGAUUUUGGAAAGCUAAAAUCUUGAAAUCGUCCGAAAUCUUGUAUUCAGGAUGUUGGAAAGCUGAGAUCUUGAAAUCGGUCAAAAUCUUGAAUUCAGGAUUUUGGAGAGCUAAAAUCUUGAAAUCUGCCAGAAUCGUCAACUUAGGAUUUUGGAAAGCUAAAAUCUUAAAAUCGGUCAAGAUCUUGAAUUCAGGAUUUUAAAAAACUAAAAUCUUGAAAUCGGCGAAAAUCCUAAUUUCAGGAUUUUGGAAAGCUAAAAUCUUGAAAUCGGCGAAAAUGUUAAAUUCAGGAUUUUGGAAAGCUAAAAUCUUGAAAUCGGCCAGAAUCUUAAAUUCAGAAUUUAGGAAAGCUAAAAUUUUGAAAUCGGUAGAGGUCUUGAAGUGAGGAUUUUGGAAAUCUAAAACCUUAAAAUCGACCAAAAUCUUGUAUUCAGAAUUUUGGGAAGCUAAAAUCUUGACAUCGGUCAAAAUCUUGAAUUCAGGAUUGUGGAGAGUUAAUAUCUUGAAAUCUGCCAGAAUCUUGAAUUUAGGAUUUUGGAAAGCUAAAAUCUUCAAAUCGGUUAAAAUCUUGCAUUGAGGAUUUUAAAAAACUAAAAUCUUAAAAUCGGUCAAAAUCAUGAAUUCAAGAUUUUGGAAAGCAAAAAUCUUUAAAUCGGACAGAAUCUUGAAUUCAGGAUUUUGGAAAGUUAACUCUUAAAAUUGGCCUAAAUCUUCAAUUCAGGAUUUUAGAAAGCUGAAAUCUUGAAAUCGGCCAAAAUCUUGAAUUCAGGAUUUUGGAAAGUUAAAAUCUUGAAUUCAGGAUUCUGGAAAGCUAAAAUCUUGAAAUCGGCCAAAAUCUUGAAUUCAGUAUUAGAAAGCUAAAAUCUUCAAAUCGGCCAAAAUCAUGAAAUCGGCGACAAUCUUGAAUUCAGGAUUUUGGAAAACUAAAAUCUUGCAACCGGCCAAAAUCUUGAAUUCAGUAGUUUGGAAACCUAAAAUCUUGAAAUCGGCCAAAAUCUUAAAAUCAGGAUUUUGGAAAGCUAAAAUCUUAAAAUCGGCCAGAAUGUUGAAUUCAGGAUUUUUGAAAGCUAAAAUCUUCAAAUUGGAAAAAAAAUUGAAUUCAGGAUUAUGGAAAGCUAAAAUCUUGAAAUAAGCAAAAUCUUGAAUUGAGAAUUUUGGAAAGCUAAAAUCUUAUAAUCGGCCAAAAUGUUGAAUUCACGAUUUUGGAAAGCUAAAAUCUUGAAAUCGCCCACAAUUUUGAAUGCAGGAUUUUGAAAACCUUAAAUCUUAAAAUCGACAAAAUCUUGAAUUAAGGAUGUUGGAAAGCUAAAAUCUUAUAAUCGGCCAAAAUCUUAAAUUUAGGAUUUUGGAAAGCUAAAAUAUUGAAAUCGGCCAAAAUCUUGAAUUCGGGAUUUUCUAAAGCUUAAAUCUUGAAAUCGUCCGAAAUCUUGAAUUCAGGAUUUUGGAAAGCUAAAAUCUUGAAAUUGGACAAACUCUUGAAUUCAGAAUUUAGGAAAGCUAAAAUCUUAAAAUCGACUAAAAUCUUGAAUUCGGGUUUGGAAAGCUAAAAUCUUGAAAUCGGCCAGAAUCGUGAAUUCAGGAUUUUGGAAAGGUAAAAGCUUGAAAUCGUCCGAAAUCUUGUAUUCAGGAUUUGGAAAGGCUAAAAUCUUAAAACAAGCUAAAAUCUAAAGAUCAGCCAAAAUGUUGAGUUCAUGAUUCUGGAAAGCUAAAAUUCUGAAAUCGGCCACAAUCUUAAAUUCAGGCUUUUGUAAAGCUAAAAUCUUAUUAUUGGCCAAAAUCUUAAAUUCAGGAUUUUGGUAAGCUAAAAUCGUAUAAUCCGCAAAAUCUUGAAAUCGGUCAGAACAAUGAACUUAGGAUUGUUGAAAGCUAAAAUCUUGAAAUAGGUCAAGAUCUUAAAUUGAGGAUUUUAAAAAACUAAAAUCUUGAAAUCGGCCAAACUCUUGAAUUCAGAAUUUAGGAAAACUAAAAUCUUGAAAUCGGCGAAAAUCUUGAAUUCAGGAUUUUGCAAAGCUAAAAUCUAGAAAUCAGGCAGAAUCGUGAAUUCAGAAUUAUGAAAAGCCAAAACCUUGAAAUCGUCCGAAAUCUUCUAUUCAUGAUUUUGGAAACCUAAGAUCUUGAAAUCGGUCAAAAUCUUGAAUUCAAGAUUUUGGGGAGCUAAAAUCUUGAAAUCGGCCACAAUCGUGAACUUAGGAUUUCGAAAAGGUAAAAUCUUGAAAUCGGCCAAAAUCUUGAAUUGAGGAUUUUAGAAAGCUAAAAUCUAGAAAACGGUCAAGAUCUUGAAUUGAGGAUUUUAAAAACUAAAAUCUUGAAAUCGGUGAAAAUCUGGAUUUCAGGAUUUUGGAAAGCUAAAAUCUUGAAAACGGCCAAAAUCUUGAAUUUAGGAUUUUGGAAAGGUAAAAUAUUGAAAUUGGUCAAGAUCUGGAGUUGAGGAUUUCCAAAAACUAAAAUCUUGAAAUGGGCGAAAAUCUGGAUUUCAGGAGUUUGGAAAGCUAAAAUCUUGAAAACGGCCAAAAUCUUGAAUUUAGGAUUUUGGAAACCUAAAAUUUUGAAAUCGGCCAAAAUCUUGAAUUCAGGAUUUUGGAAAGCUAAAAGCUUGAAAUCGGCCACAAUUUUGAAUUCGGGAUUUUGGAAACCUAAAAUCUUAAAAUCGGCCAAAAUCUUUAAUUUAGUAUUUUGGAAAGGAAAAAUCUUCAAAUUGGGAAAAGUCUUGAAUUCAGGAUUAUGGAAAGCUAAAAUCUUAAAAUUGGUCAAAAUCCUGAAUUGAGAAUUUUGGAAACCUAAAAUCUUAUAAUCGGCCAAAAUCUUGAAAUCACGAUUUUGGAAAGCUAAAAUCUUAAAAUCGGCCCAAAUCUAGGACUCAGGAUCUUGGAAAGCUAAAAUCUUGAAAUCGUCCGAAUUCUUGUAUUGAGGAUUUUAAAAAGCUAAGAUCUUGAAAUCGGUCAAAAUCUUGAAUUCAGGAUUUUGGAAAGCUAAAUUCUUCAAAUCGGCCACAAUUGUAAAAUUAGGAUUUUGGAAAGCUUAAAUCUUAAAAUCGGUCAAGAUCUUGAUUGAGAAUUUUAAGAAACUAACAUCUUGAAAUCGGCCAAAAUCUUGAGUUCAACAUUUUGGAAAGCUAAAAUCUUGGAAUCGUUAGAAACCUUGUAUUUAGGAUUUUGGAAAGCCAAGAUCUUUGAAAUAAGCUAAAAUCUUGAAAUCGGCCAGAAUCAUGAAUUCAGGAUUUUGGAAAGGUAACAGCUUGAAAUCGUCCGAAAUCUUGUAUUCAGGAUUUUGGAAAGCUAACAUCUUUAAAUCGGUCAAAAUCUUGAAAUCAGGAUAUUGAAAAGCUAAAAUCUUGAAAUCGGCCAGAAUAUUGAAUUUAGGAUUUUGGAAAGCUAAAAUCUUGAAAUAAGCAAAAUCUUGAAUUCAGGAUUUUGGAAAGCUAAAAUCUUAUUAUUGGCCAAAAUCUUAAAUUCAGGAUUUUGAAAAGCUACAAUCUUGAAAUCGGCCAAAAUCUUGAAUUUAUGAAUUUGGAAAGCUAAAAUCUUUAAAUCGGCCUAAAUCUUGAAUUCAGGAUUAUGAAAAGCUAAAAUCUUGAAAUCGGCAAAAUCUUGAAUUCAGGAAUUUGCAAAGCUAAAAUCUGAUAAUCGGCCAAAAUCUUGAAUUCACGCUUUUGUAAAGCUAAAAUCUUGAUAUCGGCAAAAUCUUGAAUUCAGGAUUUUGAAAAGCUAAAACCUUGAGAGCUGCAAAAUCUUGAAUUCAGGUUUUUGAAAAGCUAAAAUCCUGAAAUCGGGAAAAUCUUGAAUUCAGGAAUUUGGAAAGCUAAAAUCUUAUAAUCGGCGAAAAUCUUGAAUUCAGGAUUUUGGAAAGCUAAAAUCUUGAGAGCCGCAAAAUCUUGAAUUCAGAUUUUAAAAAGCUAAAAUCUUGAAUUGAGGAUUUUGGAAAGCUAAAAUCUAAUAAGCGGCCAAAAUCUUGAAAUCAGGAUUUUUGAAAGCUGAAAUAUUAAAAUCGGCGAAAACCUUGAAUUCGGGAUUUUGGAAAGCUAAAAUCUUGAAACCGGCCAGAAUCGUGAACUUAGGAUUUUGGAAAGCUAAAAUCUUGAAAUCGGUCAAAAUCUUAAAUUCAGGAUUUUGGAAAGCUAAAAUCUUAAAAUCG
Molecule: messenger RNA, 5484 nt
Organism: Porites evermanni
Lineage: Eukaryota; Metazoa; Cnidaria; Anthozoa; Scleractinia; Poritidae
Source: the annotation of a GenBank genome assembly